AUGGACGGAUGGUUGGCUUGGACCGCGUUGAGGAGGUCCCCCACUCUUCCAAUCGCCCUGUUGCUGUUGACCGGCGCCCGGCUGGCGUGGGGUGGUACCUCGGUGGCUUGUUACCCCAACCGGCCGUGUCAAGUCCCCUUCCUCACCAAGAACCCGGCCACUUUGCUGUGCCCCAACGGGCCGACCCACCCUGGCGGCGUGGCUUGGGUCUACUACAACCUCACGGAGCCCGACACCAAGGCGAUGGUCCUCGUUGGAACGGGAGAAGACACCUUGAAGGUGGAGGCGCUCCUGGAUCUCCGGGCCCGUUGCAUGUUAUCCUGGCCGCAUUUAGUCAUCAGGUCCGCCACGGUUCGGGACGCGGGCGUCUACCUCUGUAAGUCAGGAAACAGGACCCUCGCUUAUUACGAGGUGGACAUGCAGGACGCGGAAAAUGUCCACAUCUCGGGCAAAUCCGUCGGCGUGUCCUCGCUACCCAGUCGUUUCCUAGAAGUAGGAGGCCUCCACUUGGAAGUAUUCACGGUGUGGAACGCUUGGGAGGAUUGCGACCGGUGCGGGGUCCCGGCGGAGAGGAGGCGGGUGGGUUUUUGUUACGUCCGGGAAGUCCUGGGCGACCAGAGACCGGUGCCGUGCGGCCUCUGGGCUUUGGCUAAGCGGCUGCUACUUCCAGGGCGGCCUCCCGAGCUGGGACUGGAACCGUGCAUCGUUCCCUGCGUUACCUCGCCCCCAUUCGUCGCCCGCUUUAGGAAACUCGAACUGCCCGGUCGGAAAUUCGUCCCUUUGCAACAUUCCGGGGUCCUCCUGAUCGACACCUACUUGGUCAACGUCAACGGCAACGUUAGCUUCAAGUGCCCCGGCGCCUCCGUCUACACCCCCGUGUCGUGGCGGAGAAAUUCCACCGACGUUUCGCGGGCGAAUCUCUCCCGACGGCGGGGUAGUACUCAUGCGUUGGAUGAUGUGACGGGCCGAAGCAUCUACACCAUAAAAGGCGUCCAGAGAGCCGACGAGGGGGUCUACAGGUGCUACGUCUCCGAGGAACUGGCCGGCUCUUUCCACCUGAAGGUGCUGGAGCCGAACGAAAGGAGGGCGGCAGCUGGGACCAGCGCCAUGGGCUUGGUGUGGUACACCUUGGCUGCCCUCGCCUUGAUAUCUGUGCUAAUGGUUUUCCUCACAUUUCUGUACACCUACUGCGCCCAGGUGCGGCGCCACCAGGUCGUGCAUUGGUAA
Messenger RNA from Amblyraja radiata (thorny skate), 1227 nucleotides. Its product is annotated as protein FAM187B-like. NCBI's taxonomy places the organism in Eukaryota, Metazoa, Chordata, Chondrichthyes, Rajiformes, Rajidae. The transcript has a single exon. The record is from RefSeq and is a predicted model, not a curated record. Bases 1 to 1227 code for a protein of 408 amino acids.